GGAUGAUCGUCAGCGGCAUCUCGCGCCUCUGCUCCUCGGCGCUGGAGCCCUUCGGGGAGCUGCGGCGGGAGGUGGAGAUCCACCGCACCUACGUGACCCAGUCUGUCCACCUCUUCAUCCUCUACUUCUUCAACGUGGCCGUCCUGGCCACCUACCUCCCGCAGGAGGUCCUCAAGCUCAUCCCCCUCCUCACGGGGCUCUUUGCCAUCUCCAGGUUGAUUUACUGGUUGGCCUAUGCCAUCGGGCGCUCCUUCCGGGUCUUUGGCUUCAGCAUGAGCUUCCUGCCCCUCCUGGCCAUGCUGCUCUGGAACCUCUACAGCAUGUUAAUCCUGGAGCCCGAGAACCUCCUGGCUGUGGCGGAGGCAAAGCCUGAGGAUCACUCCAAGAACAGUGGAGCCAAACUCCGGUAUUGGGGAUGA
This is a messenger RNA of Nestor notabilis (Kea), 419 nucleotides long. It is a transcript of the gene TMEM79, whose product is annotated as transmembrane protein 79. The record is from RefSeq and is a predicted model, not a curated record. Gene Ontology annotation, biological process: regulated exocytosis. Gene Ontology annotation, cellular component: trans-Golgi network membrane; lysosomal membrane. Lineage: Eukaryota; Metazoa; Chordata; Aves; Psittaciformes; Psittacidae.